AUGCGCGCGGUUGGAGCCUUUCACCGAAGGGUGGGGCGCUCCUUUGCGGCUGCCCAGCCUAAACCCUUGCGUUAUGCGCUCCUGGAUGUGGACGGAGUUUGCAUUCUCGGCGGUGCAGAAAUUCCAGGCUCUGCGCAGGCCCUUGCCACGUUGCGCUCCUCUGUCCGAGCUUGCCGCUUUAUCACAAACCAAUCCCAGGAGCCAUGCUCUGUGGUGCAGGGGAAUCUGCGUGGUGCAGGCUUUCAUGUUGGUGAUGGGGAAAUCUUCAGUGCGCUUCGUGCUGCACGGCAUUUCGUGAAGCAGCGGAAGCUAAGGCCACUGUGUUUGCUCAGCUCUGCGGCCAUGGAGGAGUUCCGUGAUGUGCCACAAGAGGAGCCAAACGCUGUGGUUGUCGGAACUGCACCGGAGCAUAUGCACUACGAGCGGCUAACCGAAGCCAUGCGAGUGCUCCAAGCCAACGAGGACAGCCAUCUCAUCGCGGUAAACAAAGGUCGAUACUUCCAGCGCGAGGAUGGCCUAGCGCUGCAGGCUGGCCCCUUCGUUGCGGCGCUCGAGUUUGCAACAGGCAAGAUGGCGACCGUGGUGGGGAAACCGGAUUGGGAAUUCUUCCACUCCGCCGUUGAAGAUGCAUCUGGUGUGAUGGGUACAUCCAGCGAUUUGCCCCUCGAGAACUUCGUCAUGAUAGGAGAUGACGUCAUCGAUGAUGUCCAAGGCAGGAUCGAGACGAGUGUCAUGAAAGCAUUGACUACGCAUUGCAAAGCGUAUGCAACGAAGUCUUUGUGCAUUUCAGAAGUUCCGGGUCGCGCGAGGUUGCCCAUGUAA
This is a messenger RNA of Symbiodinium sp. CCMP2592, 822 nucleotides long. The record is from the annotation of a GenBank genome assembly. NCBI's taxonomy places the organism in Eukaryota, Dinophyceae, Suessiales, Symbiodiniaceae.